Morchella sextelata is the source of this 969-nucleotide messenger RNA. RefSeq lists its product as uncharacterized. Gene Ontology annotation, biological process: carbohydrate metabolic process. Gene Ontology annotation, cellular component: extracellular region. Gene Ontology annotation, molecular function: hydrolase activity; cellulose binding. NCBI's taxonomy places the organism in Eukaryota, Fungi, Ascomycota, Pezizomycetes, Pezizales, Morchellaceae. The transcript is spliced from 3 exons. The coding region runs from base 1 to 969 and encodes 322 amino acids. The record is from RefSeq and is a predicted model, not a curated record.
AUGAAGGUCUCCUCCGUCGUCCUAAAAAUGUCCGCCGCUGUUGCGGCCAUCGCGGCAGCACCAGCAGCAGCAAAGAUUCUCAUGGCUGGUGACUCGACAAUGGCACAGUCCUCUACUACCAUUCAGGGAUGGGGUACUCCAUUCGCAAACUACAUGUCUCUCACCGUCGUCAACCUCGCCCGUGGCGGCCGUUCCGCACGUUCCUACACCCGUGAAGGCCUCUGGGACACUCUCGUCUCCCAGAUCGAGCCCGGCGACUACGUGAUCAUUGAGUUCGGCCACAACGACGGCGGCAGCGUAGCAACCUCUGACCGUGCCUCCCUCUUCGGAGACGACACUUCAACCACCACCGUCACCCUCUCCGACGGCACCGUUGAGGUCGUGCAGACCUUCGUCACCUACGAGAAGUGGAUGGUGCAGGAUGUUCUUGCGGCGGGUGGUAUUCCCGUUGUCAGCUCGACCACGCCAAACGGUGACGCGUGGAACGAUGCACACACGGAGGUCAGUGAGGGGAACAGGUUCGUGCCGUACUCGAAGUAUGCCGCAGGCAACUAUACGAGCCAGGGCGCUACUUGGAUCGACCACUAUGGCUGGGUGGCGGUUGCGUAUGAGGAUUUGGGUUACGAUAAUGUAUACCCGGCAUUGUUCCCCAAUGACCACACACACACCAGCCCUGCGGGAGCGGAUGUGGUUGCGAAGGCGUUUGUCAAUGGGUUGAAGUGCACUGGGCACGCGUUGGCAAAUUAUUUGACGGCUGCAGGAACCGCGGUUCCGAAGGUUUGCAGGUUGGUGUCCUCUUCUAGCACGAGCACUGUUGCUUCCUCACCUUCCACUACCACGAGGGCCACUUCUACUACUUCUGUGACACCUGCUGAAUCUACGGGAACUGCUGUAGCUAAAUAUGGACAAUGCGGCGGUGCCAACUAUUCUGGAUCAACUACUGUCUGUGAGCGUGGGGUUGAGGGGUGA